Betta splendens (Siamese fighting fish) is the source of this 8759-nucleotide messenger RNA. RefSeq names its product filamin-B (gene flnba). Bases 87 to 7931 code for a protein of 2614 amino acids. Gene Ontology annotation, molecular function: actin filament binding. Lineage: Eukaryota; Metazoa; Chordata; Actinopteri; Anabantiformes; Osphronemidae. The record is from RefSeq and is a predicted model, not a curated record. Gene Ontology annotation, biological process: actin cytoskeleton organization. The transcript has 49 exons.
AAACCGAGCCGAGGCGGUGCCGAGGACGCACGACGGACGGAACGGAACGGAACGGAACGGAACGCGAAGCCACGAACCCACCCACGAUGCCGGCCACCGAGAAGGACCUGGCGGAGGACGCUCCGUGGAAGAAGAUCCAGCAGAACACGUUCACCCGCUGGAUCAACGAGCACCUCAAGUGCGUCAACAAGCGCAUCGGGGACCUGCAGCUGGACCUGGGCGACGGCCUGAGGCUCAUCGCGCUGCUGGAGGUUCUGAGCCACAAGAGCAUGUACCGGAAGUACCACCCGCGGCCCAACUUCAGGCAGAUGAAGCUGGAGAACGUGUCUGUGGCCCUGGAGUUCCUGGACAAGGAGAACAUCAGGCUGGUCUCCAUCGACUCUAAAGCCAUCGUAGAUGGAAACCUCAAGCUGAUCCUGGGUCUGGUCUGGACUCUGAUCCUGCACUACUCCAUCUCCAUGCCCAUCUGGGAGGGCGAGGACGCAGAGGCAGAGUCAAAGACGCCUAAGCAGCGUCUGCUCGGCUGGAUCCAGCACAAAGUCCCCGAUCUGCCCAUCACCAACUUCAGCCAGGACUGGAGGAGCGGCAAAGCGCUGGGAGCACUGGUGGACAGCUGCGCCCCUGGGCUGUGUCCGGACUGGGAGACCUGGGAUCCAGUCAAACCAGUGCAGAAUGCGACGGAGGCCAUGCAGCUCGCUGACGACUGGCUGGGAAUCCCUCAGGUGAUCGCUCCAGAGGAGAUCAUCGACCCCAGUGUGGACGAACAGUCGGUGAUGACCUACCUGUCUCAGUUCCCCAAGGCCAAACUGAAGCCUGGGGCGCCGCUCAAACCCAAACUCAACCCCAAGAAGGCCCGAGCGUACGGACCAGGUAUCGAGCCCACGGGAAACCGGGUUCUGCGUCCCGCUGUGUUCACCGUGGACACAUUUAGUGCCGGUCAGGGUCCGGUCUCUGUGUAUUUGGAUCAUCCAGACGGCAGCAGGCAGGAGCUGAAGCCCGAGUUUAACGAGGCCAAGAAGACGUACAUGGUCAGCUACGUCCCUCAGGUCAUGGGACCUCACCAGGUGACCGUGCUGUUUGCAGGCCAGCAGAUCCCAAAGAGUCCGUUUGAGGUAAACGUGGACAAAGCUCUGGGCGACGCCUCCAAGGUCACAGUGAAGGGUCCGGGAAUCGAACCCGUGGGGAACGUGGCCAACAAGCCGGCCUACUUCGACAUCUACACGGCAGGGGCUGGAACCGGGGACGUGACGGCCAUGAUCACGGACCCUCAGGGGCACCAGAACAGUGUGGAUGUGAUGAUGGAGGACAAAGGCGACGGCGUGUACCGCUGCACCUACCGGCCCACGCAGGCCGGCCUGCACAUCGUCACCGUGACGUUUGGAGGAGUCGUGGUCCCAAAGAGCCCGUUCAGCGUGGAAGUGGGACCCGCCUGCCUGCCGUCGGCGUGCAGGGCGACGGGUCGAGGUCUGCAGCCGGCGGGUCUGAGGGUGAAGCAGAUCGGAGACUUCAAGGUGGACACGAGGAAGGCCGGCAGCGGAGACCUGAAGGUGGCCGUCAGAGGACCCAUGGGCAGCGAGGUGCCGGUGAAGCAGAUCUGCAGCCAGGACGGCGUCUUCUCCUACGAGUACUCACCCAGCGCUGCAGGCAAACACACGGCCUCCAUCACCUGGGGGGGUCAGCACAUCCCAAAGAGCCCGUUCGAGGUGGCGGUGGGACCCGAGGCCGGUCCUCAGCAGAUCAGGGCCUGGGGUCCCGGCCUGGAGGGCGGCGUCGUGGGUAAACCUGCCACCUUCGUGGUGGAGUCCAUCGGCAGUGACGUGGGGGUUCUGGGUUUCGCCAUCGAGGGACCCUCCCAGGCUAAGAUCGAGUGCGAGGACCGGAACGACGGGUCGUGCGACGUCAGCUACUGGCCCACGGAGCCUGGCGAGUACGCCGUCCACGUGACCUGCGACGAGGAGGACAUCGAGCACAGCCCCUUCAUGGCUUAUGUCGUUCCAGACGACGGCACCAGCAGCCCAGAGAAGGUCCAGGCUUUUGGGCCGGGGCUUAAGAGCGGCUGCGUGGUGAACCAACCUGCAGAGUUCACUGUCAAUGCAAAGAAUGCUGGGAUUGGACCUCUGAAGAUCACUGCUCAGCAUGCUGAUGCUCAUCCUGUGGAGGUCAAGGUGGCGUCUAAGGGCGACGGUCUUUACGCCUGCUCCUACACGCCCGUCACUCCCCUCAAACACACUGUGAACGUCGCCUGGGGAGGAGUCAGUGUUCCCAAGAGUCCAUUCAGGGUGAAUGUGGGUAAAGGCAGCCACCCCAACAUGGUGAAGGUGUUUGGUCCUGGAGUGGAGAGAACUGGACUAAAGGCCAACGAGCCCACACACUUCACGGUGGACUGUUCAGGAGCCGGAGACGGUGAUGUGAGCGUUGGCAUCAAGUGUGACGCAAACACAAUCAGUGACAAAGAAGCCGACGUGGAUUUUGACAUCAUCCCCAACGACAAUGACACAUUCACAGUCAAAUACGUCCCUCCUGCUGCUGGAAGGUUCACUGUCAAAGUCCUGUUUACUGACAAGGAGGUUCCACAGAGCCCCUUCCUCGUUAAAGUCGAUCCUUCGCAUGAUGCAUUGAAGGUCAAGGCAGAGGGUCCAGGGUUGGCUCGAGCUGGCGUAGAGAGUGGUAAACCCACUCAUUUCACAGUGUUGACUAAAGGAGCUGGAAAAGCGCCGCUGGAUGCGUCAUUCUCGUCUCCUGUCAAGGAUUUUGAAAUCAUUGAUAACUAUGACUACUCUCAAACUGUGAAAUACACACCUGUACAGCAUGGUGAGAUGACGGUCACGGUGAAGUUCGGCGGUGAUCCCAUCGCCAAGAGCCCGUUCACUGUCGGAGUCGCUCCGCCGCUGGACCUGAGCAAGGUCAAUGUGGACAACCUGGAUGGAAGAGUGGAGGUCGCCAAAGAGCAGCAGUUUAAAGUUGGCACCAAAGGGGCAGGAGGUCAAGGUCAACUGGAGGUGGCAGUGCUGAGCCCCAGUCAGCGAGCGGUGCCGUGUAAAGUGGAGCGUCAGCCCAGUAAAGCAGACGUCAGCCUGGUCCGGUACACCCCCACUGAGGAGGGGGUCCACGCUGUCAACGUGUCCUACGACGGUCACCCUGUCCCAGGCAGUCCCUUCCCUGUGGAAGCCCAGCUGCCUCCAGACCCCAGCAAAGUGAAGGCCUUUGGGCCUGGUCUGAAAGGAGGUCUGGUGGGGAAUCCAGCAGAGUUCACCAUCGACACCAAAGGUGCUGGCACUGGAGGUUUGGGCCUAACGGUUGAGGGCCCGACGGAAGCCAAGAUCGAGUGUUCAGACAACGGCGACGGGACGUGCUCCGUCUCCUACCUGCCCACCGAGCCUGGCGACUACCUGGUCAACAUCCUGUUUGAGGACGUCCACAUCCCAGGCUCGCCCUUCAGGGCUGACAUCCAGAUGCCCUUCGACCCCACCAAGGUGGUGGCGUCUGGGUUGGGCUUGAAGGGAGCCAAGGUUGGAGAGACCAGUGUGGUGAACGUGGACUGUUCUCGGGCUGGACCGGGCCAGCUCACCUUGGAGGCAGUGCCGGAGUCCACCUCAGCCAGUCCGACCGGUGCCGCUCUGGGCUCAGGAGUUAAAGCUAAAACCCAGGUGGUGGACAACAAAGAUGGAACCUACACUGUUACCUACGUGCCCCUGACCUCCGGCAUGUACACGCUGCUUCUCAAGUACGGCGGCGCGGCCGUUCCUGGUUUCCCCACCAGGGUGAAGGUGGACCCUGCCGUCGACACCUCAGGGGUCAAAGUGUUUGGACCCGGAGUUCAGGGAAAAGGCAUUUUUAGAGAAGCCACUACAGAGUUCACAGUGGAUGCUAGUCCGUUAACCCGGCGGGGAGGCGACCAUGUGAGGGCGGAGGUCAGGAACCCGUCUGGAGCACUGACGGACUGUUUGCUCACCGACAAGGCCGACGGGACCUAUGCUGUGGAGUACACUCCGUUUGAGAACGGCGUCCACAGCGUCCAUGUCCUGUACGACGACACGCCUGUUCCCAAGAGCCCCUUCAGGGUGUCUGUGUCAGAGGGCUGUGACCCCAGCAGGGUCGUAGCUACUGGCCCCGGGCUCCAAGGAGCGUUGACUGAGAAGCCCAACAACUUCAACAUCAUCACAAGAGGAGCGGGCGUCGGCGGCCUCGGCAUCACUGUGGAGGGUCCGUCAGAGUCAAAGAUGUCCUGCAAAGACAACAAAGACGGCAGCUGCAGCGUGGAGUACGUUCCUCUCACCCCUGGUGUCUACGACGUCAACAUCAUGUACGGAGGAGAGCACAUCCCCGGAAGUCCAUUUAAGGUCCCAGCAAAGGAUGUGGUGGACCCCAGUAAGGUGAAGGUGUCUGGUCCUGGUGUGGGGUCCGGCGUCCGCGCCAACAUCCCACAGUCCUUCAGUGUGGACUGCAGGAGGGCGGGCGUGGCCCCGCUGUCUGUAGCCGUCACCGGUCCUAAAGGCGUCGUUGAGCCUGUGGAGGUGAAGGACAACGGAGACGGAACUCGCACGGUGUCGUACAUGCCAUCGAUGGAAGGUCCGUAUUCUGUCGCAGUCAAGUACGCGGACGAGGACGUCGCCCGCAGUCCCUUUAAGUUUCGGGUUCUGCCCACUCACGACGCCAGUAAGGUACGAGCCAGUGGGCCCGGGCUGACCAGCGGCGUCCUCGCCAGCCUCCCUGUGGAGUUCAGCAUCGACGCCAAGGACGCAGGCCAGGGCCGGCUGAGCGUCGCCAUAACGGACCAGGAUGGAAAAUCCAAGCAGCCCAGUAUCCAUGACAACGGCGACGGGACAUAUCAGGUGUCUUACAUCCCUGACCGCACUGGUCGUUACACCAUCGUCAUCAAGUACGGCGGCGACGACAUCCCUCUGUCGCCCUACAGAGUCCGUGCUACAGCAGCCGGAGACGCAAGCAAAUGCACCGUCACCGGUCCUGGUGUGGGUCCCACGGUGGCGAUAGGCGAGGAGCUCGGCCUCGUGGUCAACACGAAGGGUGCUGGGAAGGGGAAGGUGAGCUGUGUGGUGGUUCAGCCCGAUGGCAGCGAGGUGGAGGCCGAGGUGCUGGAGAACGAAGACGGCACCUUCGACAUAUUCUACACCGCCCCCGCCCCCGGAAACUACGUGAUCUACGUCCGGUUCGGAGGAGAAAACAUCCCACGCAGUCCCUUCAAAGUCGUGGCCACUGACGAGGUCCCAAUAGUUCAAGAACAGACCUCGCGACAGGACAUGGCCGCUCCCCCUGGAGCUGGGUUCCAGCCCUGGGUGACGUCUGACGGCUACAAGCCAGUGAGCAGCAGCGUUAACGGCAGCGGCUUCAAACCCUUCGACAUGGUGAUACCGUUCUCCUUCAAGAAGGGACAGAUCACUGGGGAGGUGCUGAUGCCUUCAGGUAAAUCAGCUCAGCCGCUGAUCACCGAUAACCUGGACGGGACGGUGACGGUGCAGUACUCGCCCACUGAGGCCGGCCUCCACGAGAUGCACAUCAAACACAACGGCGCACACAUUCCAGAGUCUCCUCUUCAGUUCUACGUGAACCACAUCAGUAGCCCCAGCGUCACUGCCUACGGUCCUGGUCUGAGCUACGGCGUCGCCAACAAACUGGCCACGUUCACGGUCUACACUGAGGAUGCCUCUGAAGGAGGCCUGGACUUGGCCAUUGAGGGUCCCUCUAAAGCGGAGAUCAGCUGUGUGGACAACAAGGAUGGGACCUGCAGCGUGAGCUACCUCCCCGUCCUCCCUGGAGACUACAACAUCCUGGUCAAAUACAACAGCGAGCACAUUGCCGGCAGCCCCUUCACGGCCAGGAUCACGGAGGACAAACAGCGGCGCUCUCAGGUCAAACUGGGCUCAGCAGCAGAUUUCUCCCUGGACAUUCAGGAGACGGACCUCAGCGUCCUGACGGCCAGUAUCAGGUCACCGUCGGGACGGGACGAGCCCUGCCUGCUGAAGAGAAUGCCCAACAACCACAUCGGUAUAAGUUUUAUCCCUCGAGAGGUGGGUGAGCACCAGGUCAGCAUCCUGAAGAACGGCCGUCAUGUGGUGAACAGUCCCAUCAGCAUCAUGGUCGUGCAGUCGGAGAUCGGAGAUGCCGGUCGGGUGAAGGCUCACGGCGACGGCCUGGUGCAGGCAACGACCUUCAACAACGCCAGCUUUGUGGUGGACACGCGGGAGGCCGGCUAUGGAGGACUGGCCCUGUCCAUCGAAGGUCCCAGUAAGGUGGACAUCCAAACAGAAGAUAUGGAGGAGGGCACGUGUAGCGUCACCUACUGUCCCACUGAACCCGGAAACUACAUCGUGUCCAUCCGCUUUGCUGAGGAACACGUCCCAGGAAGCCCGUUCACCGUGCGGGUCACCGGAGAGGGUCGUAUCAGGGAGAGCAUCACCCGACGACAGAAGGCUGCCUCUGUGGCCAGUGUGGGCAGCGUGUGUGACCUCAGUCUGAAGAUACCAGCAAUAGACCUGCAGGACGUCACUGCCGAGGUCACCUCCCCCUCUGGAGCCAGGCACCCUGCUGAUCUGGAGGCCGUGGGGAACAACACGUACUGCGUGCGCUUCGUUCCCAAGGAGAUGGGCGUUCACAGUGUGAGCGUGCGCUACCGCGGCGUUCAUGUGCCGGGAAGUCCCUUCCAGUUCACGGUGGGGCCGCUGGGAGAGGGCGGCGCCGCCAAGGUGAGAGUAGGAGGUCUGGGACUGGAGAGAGCCUUCGUGGGAGAGCCAGCUGAGUUCAGUGUCUGGACGAGGGAGGCGGGGGCCGGGGGUCUGUCCAUCGCGGUGGAGGGACCCAGCAGGGCAGAGAUCUCCUUCGAGGACCGCAAAGAUGGGUCGUGUGGCGUCUCCUACAUCGCUCAGGAGCCCGGCGACUAUGAGAUCUCCGUGAAGUUCAACGACCAGCACAUUCCCGACAGCCCCUACCUGGUUCCCGUCGUGGCUCCUGUGAACGACGCCCGCCGCCUCACUGUUAGCGGUCUUCAGGAGUCUGGUCUGAAGGCGAAUCACCCAGCAUCCUUUGCAGUGCGUCUAAACGGAGCACAGGGUAAGAUGGAGGCCAAGGUCCACAGCCCCUCUGGAGCUCUGGAGGAGUGUGUGGUCACAGAGCUGGAGAAAGACAAGUACGUGAUCCGUUUCAUCCCCAGGGAGAACGGCGUCCACUUCGUUGACGUCAAGUUUAACGGCGCUCACAUCCCAGGAAGUCCGUUCCAGGUCCGAGUGGGGGAACCGGGGCAGCUGGGAGACGCCAGCCUGGUGUCUGCGUAUGGACCUGGACUGGAAAAAGGCACAACAGGUUCCCAGUCAGAGUUCAUCAUCAACAACACUAAGGCGGGUCCUGGAGCCUUGGCCGUGACCAUUGAGGGUCCGUCCAAGGUGAAGAUGGACUGUCAGGAGGUGCCAGAGGGCUACAGGGUGCACUACACCCCCAUGGCCCCUGGAAACUACCUGGUCAGCAUCAAGUACGGAGGCCCCAACCACAUCGCUGGCAGUCCCUUCAAGGCCAAGGUCACGGGUCCUCGACUGGUGAACGUGACCAAUGCCAGCGAGAUGUCGACCCUGACCGUGGAUCCUGUGGUACAGGCGGCCAGCAGCAGUUUGGUCCAGAGCCUCAUGCCCUGGAUGGGUGACUCUGACGCCAGCAAGGUGCAGAGCCGCGGUCCUGGCCUGAGCCGGGCCUUCGUGGGUCAGAGGAGCAGCUUCUCUGUCGACUGCAGCAAAGCUGGUAAGAACAUGCUCAUGGUGGGCGUGCUCGGUCCUCAGGUCCCCUGUGAGGAGGUGCUGGUCAAACAUGCGGGGAACCUGCAGUACAACGUCAGCUACCUGCUGAAGGAGCGGGGCAACUACGUCCUGGUGGUGAAGUGGGGCGAGGACCACGUCCCGGGCUCCCCCUUCCAGCUCUCCGUCCCCUGAAGCACUGAGAACCAGUCCUCCACCAUUGGGCAUCCCUCUGAACGGGAGCGGAAACAUGGCACUGAGAACAACCAGUCAAAUCCAGUAAAAGCCUUAACAAACCCUUUAGGGCUGAUUUAGUUUUCACAUUAAGUAUUUUAGGGGUUUUCUGCCUUUCUGCAAAAUGCUCUGGAAAAAUAAACUGGACUCAUUUGAAUAGACACGUACUUGAGUGGUUGGUGUGGGAGAUGUAAAUAGAACGGUGGGAAAUGUGCCACCCAGGUUAUUAUUGACUGGUUAUUAUUGGUGACCUUUGCACUUGACACACACUUUCUAGUGAACUAGAGAUUGAUAGUUUUAAAUAAGAAUUUAAUCUGCACAUCUCCAAUUAUAGAACUGGAAUUAGAAAAUAAGUGGAUCUACACUACACAACCUAAUCUUUCACGUUACACUAGGAUCCGGGUGAAAGGGACGAGCAGCUGCUGUUUUGAAUCCUUGAGUUUAUUGUAGGCAGUAAAGGAUAAUUAACUGGAUUGGAUUCUGUCGCUGAUGUUUGUGUGAUGAACUAGUGCCAAACUGUACAACUACUGAUUUCCAUAGAUGCCAAUGGCUUUUGAAGCUGCCUUGAGAUCUUUUCCUGCGCUCCACUCUUCUGUUCAGUGUCACUGUUGGAAUUGGUUUGUAUAAAUCUGAGGAUUCUGUCUUUGUCUUACCUGGAAGUUGUCUGAUUUUUGUAUAAGGGGUAAAACAUACUGUAACUGUCAUUUUGUAUUUGGGAUGAGGUGUUUUAAUGUGAAACUUAAUCUUGCAAUGAUGUACAUUUGAUAAUUAAACUCAACUGGAAAUAAG